UCAUGCGCCAAUCGGCAGGCUUCUUAGAGACAGCGGCUCGCUUUUUGAAUUGGCGGUGGCCGCCGCGGGCGUGCAUGGCGGUAACGGUGAGCGGCGUCGGCGCCUGAACAGGUGGACCCUCCCGGGCGUUUUAUUUGCGUGUUGACAUAGACAAGUAUAAACAAUGGCUGACAAUAGUGUAUUAGCAUCCACUACUGAGAGGACAAGCUUGGCUGACUCCUCCAUUUUUGAUUCGAAAGUUAUUGAAAAUUCUAAGGAAGACUUAUUUAUUGCAUCUACUCCAUAUGUUGAAGAAGAAAUGCCUCAGAUUGAAACAAGAAUGAUAUUGGUUCAAGAAGCUGGAAAACAAGAAGAACUUAUAAAAGCUUUAGAGACUAUUAAAAUAAUGGAAGUCCCUGUUAUAAAGUUAAAAGAAAGUUGUCCUGGAAAAUCGGAUGAAAAAUUUAUAAAAAGUGUUGUUAAUAUGGAAAUUAAAGUGUCCUUUGUAAAGAUGGAAUCAGUGGAAGAAUUUGAAAGUUUGGAUUCUCCAGAAUUUGAAAAUGUAUUCAUAGUCAUGGACUUCCAGGACUCUGCCUUCAAUGACUUAUACAAAACUGACUGCAGAGUUAUUGGGCCACCAGUUGUAUUAAACUGUGCACAAAAAGGAGCGCCUUUGCCAUUUUCAUGUCGCCCACUGUAUUGUACAAGUAUGAUGAAUCUAGUAUUGUGCUUUACUGGAUUCAGGAAGAAAGAAGAACUAGUCAGAUUGGUGACAUUGGUCCAUCACAUGGGUGGAGUUAUUCGAAAAGACUUUAAUUCAAAAGUUACACAUUUGGUGGCAAAUUGCACACAAGGAGAAAAGUUCAGGAUUGCUGUCAGCCUGGGUACUCCAGUUAUGAAGCCGGAGUGGAUUUAUAAAGCUUGGGAAAGGCGGGAUGAACAGGAUUUCUAUGCAGCAGCUGAUGAUUUUAGAAAUGAAUUUAAAGUUCCUCCAUUUCAAGGUUGCACGUUAAGUUUCCUGGGAUUUUCAGAUGAAGAGAAAGCCAACAUGGAAGAAAUGACUGAAAUGCAAGGAGGUAGUUAUUUGCCAGUUGGAGAUGAAAGAUGUACUCACCUUAUAGUUGAAGAGAAUAUAGUAAAAGAGGUUCCAUUUGAACCUUCAAAGAAACUUUAUGUUGUCAAGCAAGAGUGGUUCUGGGGAAGCAUUCAGAUGGAUGCCCGAGCUGGGGAGACUAUGUAUUUGUAUGAAAAGACUAAUACCCCUGAACUCAAGAAAUCAGUGUCACUGCUUUCUUUAAGUACCCCAAACAGCAACCGCAAAAAACGUCGUUUAAAGGAUACACUUGCUCAACUUUCAAGAGAGACAGACUUAUCACCUUUUCCUCCCCGUAAGCGCCCGUCAGCUGAACAUUCCCUUUCUAUAGGGUCACUCCUAGAUAUCUCCAACACAACAGAGUCGAGCAUUAACUAUGGAGAAACACCAAAGUCUUGUUCUAAGUCUUCUAAAAAUUCCACUCCAGUUCCUUCAAAGCAGUCAGCUAGGUGGCAAGUUGCAAAAGAACUUUAUCAGACUGAAAGUAAUUAUGUAAAUAUAUUGGCCACAAUUAUUCAGUUAUUUCAAGUUCCGUUGGAAGAGGAAGGACAACGUGGUGGGCCUAUUCUUGCACCAGAAGAGAUUAAGACCAUUUUUGGGAGUAUUCCAGAUAUCUUUGAUGUACACACUAAGAUAAAGGAUGACCUUGAAGACCUUAUUGUUAAUUGGGACGAGAGCAAAAGCAUUGGUGACAUCUUUCUUAAAUAUUCAAAAGAUUUGGUAAAAACCUAUCCUCCCUUUGUAAACUUCUUUGAGAUGAGCAAGGAAACAAUUAUUAAAUGUGAAAAACAGAAACCAAGAUUUCAUGCUUUUCUGAAGAUAAACCAAGCUAAACCAGAAUGUGGACGACAGAGCCUUGUUGAACUUCUCAUUCGACCAGUACAGAGGUUACCAAGUGUUGUGUUACUUUUAAAUGAUCUUAAGAAGCAUACAGCUGAAGAAAAUCCUGACAAAUGUACUUUAGAAAAAGCUAUUGAAUCACUAAAGGAGGUCAUGACGCAUAUUAAUGAGGAUAAAAGAAAAACAGAAGCACAAAAACAAAUUUUUGAUGUUGUUUAUGAAGUUGAUGGAUGCCCGGCUAAUCUUUUGUCUUCUCAUCGAAGUUUGGUACAAAGAGUUGAAACAAUUUCUCUAGGUGAGCACCCCUGUGACAGAGGAGAACAAGUAACUCUCUUUCUCUUCAAUGACUGCCUAGAGAUAGCAAGAAAACGACACAAGGUUAUUGGUACUUUUAGGAGUCCUCAUGGCCAUACCCGACCUCCGGCUUCUCUUAAACAUAUUCACCUAAUGCCUCUUUCUCAAAUUAAGAAGGUGCUGGACAUAAGGGAGACAGAAGAUUGUCAUAAUGCUUUUGCCUUGCUUGUGAGGCCACCAACAGAGCAGGCAAAUGUGCUGCUCAGUUUCCAGAUGACAUCAGAAGAACUUCCAAAAGAAAACUGGCUAAAAAUGCUAUGUCGACAUGUAGCCAACACCAUUUGUAAAGCAGAUGCUGAGAAUCUUAUUUACUCUGCUGACCCAGAAUCCUUUGAAGUAAAUACGAAAGACAUGGACAGUACAUUGAGUAGAGCAUCUAGAGCAAUAAAAAAGACUUCCAAAAAAGUUACAAGAGCAUUCUCUUUCUCCAAAACACCAAAAAGAGCUCUACGGAGGGCUCUUAUGACAUCCCAAAGCUCAGUGGAGGGAAGAAGUCCUCUCAGCAAUGACAAGCAUGUAAUGAGUCGUUUGUCUAGCACAUCAUCAUUAGCAAUUACCCGUUAUGUUUCCACAAGCAGUAUAAUUGGACUUACUAAGCAUGUUCAUGUCCAGUGCUCAGACUGUACUGGUGGGCGCUCCCGAAACUCCUGGUUUCGAUCUAUACAUCAUUCUGCUUCAUUUGCUAAUUAUUCAGAGAUACUAGAAGGAAAUACUGAUUUUUCAAAUUUCAAAAAAGUUCUGUCCAAGUCAUCUUUGAUAUUUGUGAAGAAAUAGGAGAUGUUCCAACCAGUAAUGGAAACAAGCUUCAUGACG
Talpa occidentalis (Iberian mole) is the source of this 3079-nucleotide messenger RNA. RefSeq names its product epithelial cell transforming 2 (gene ECT2). The record is from RefSeq and is a predicted model, not a curated record. Gene Ontology annotation, biological process: mitotic cytokinesis; activation of GTPase activity; nervous system development. Gene Ontology annotation, molecular function: guanyl-nucleotide exchange factor activity; GTPase activator activity. Lineage: Eukaryota; Metazoa; Chordata; Mammalia; Eulipotyphla; Talpidae. Gene Ontology annotation, cellular component: nucleus; cell cortex.